AUGAUAGCAAAAGGAUGUACAGGACAAAAUCCAAAUGAACGUGAAUUAUUUCAUGGAACUAAAGGUGAUGCAACUGAUAGUAUUCUAGAAAAUGGCUUUGAUGACCGAAAUUAUGCUAAAGGAAACUGGGGUCAUGGUGCCUAUUUUGCUGAUAAUCCAGUCGUUUCACAUUUUUAUACAUCACGUGAUCCUAUAGAUCAAACACGUAUUAUGUAUUAUAAUAAAGUAUUAUUAGGCAAUGAACACAUAUUACAAGAAAUAAAUCGAGAAUUAGAUUCAGCACCAAAAGGUUAUCAUUCAACACAUGGUAAAUACCCGGGAAAUCCAAUGUCAGAUGAAUAUGUCGUUUAUCGUUAUGCACAAGCACUGCCAUAUUUAAAAAUAACAUAUAAAGGAUAG
Messenger RNA from Didymodactylos carnosus, 399 nucleotides. The record is from the annotation of a GenBank genome assembly. NCBI's taxonomy places the organism in Eukaryota, Metazoa, Rotifera, Eurotatoria, Philodinida, Philodinidae.